Molecule: messenger RNA, 210 nt
Organism: Macrosiphum euphorbiae (potato aphid)
Lineage: Eukaryota; Metazoa; Arthropoda; Insecta; Hemiptera; Aphididae
Source: the annotation of a GenBank genome assembly
AUGGAUCACUACAUGAGCCAGCUGAUGUCUGGCUACGGGAACUUAAACAAGUCGCUUCUCCAGUUUAAACUUAGAGGUGAUGCAAUUUUCCGAUGCGGUGUGCCAGAGCAUUUGCUGCGAGAUUGCCCCCUUUUCGAUCACGAAAGAGAAGAAAUCAAUCUCAGAGUGCAAGCGGCCAGUGAGAAUUGGCCAUGUGACAAUGAGACCUAA